Messenger RNA from Talaromyces amestolkiae, 1791 nucleotides. RefSeq lists its product as uncharacterized. Lineage: Eukaryota; Fungi; Ascomycota; Eurotiomycetes; Eurotiales; Trichocomaceae. The transcript is spliced from 2 exons. Bases 1 to 1791 code for a protein of 596 amino acids. Gene Ontology annotation, molecular function: N,N-dimethylaniline monooxygenase activity; flavin adenine dinucleotide binding; NADP binding. The record is from RefSeq and is a predicted model, not a curated record.
AUGGCUUCCGAAGAGCUGGACCUCGUUAUCGUCGGUGGCGGAAUAUCCGGCCUCUGCGCGCUCCGCACAAUCCUCACCCUCGACAGUUCCGAUUUAUCAAUCGCCCUACUCGAGAACCAGCCUUCUAUCGGCGGCGUAUGGGCCCAUGAGCGACUCUACACAGGCCUCAAGACGAACCAUGUCUUGGGCAGUUAUGAAUUCAGCGAUUUCCCUAUGCGCGACCAUAUCGGCCCUGAUGUAAAACCUAAGGAGCAUAUACCGGGUGACGCCGUGCAUAACUAUCUAGAGGCGUAUGUGGAUGAGUUUGGGUUGAGGAAGUAUAUCAGGUUAGGGCACAAAGUGGAGGGUGUGGUUGAGCGGAGGACGAACGAUACGACUUCGUGGGUGCUGGAUGUUGAGGAUCUUUCGACUUUGACGAAGACGACGAUUCAUACGAAGAAAUUGAUUGUUGCGACGGGUCAGACGUCGCAGGCUUACUUUCCGGAACGGCUGUUCGCAGGCCAGGAGAGGUUCGAGAGGCCGAUGUUUCAUUGCGUGGAUUUACACAAAUACGAAUCCGAGCUGUUCGAUAAAUCCGCAACAGAGCAAGAGCAUGAGAAAAGAAUAGCAGUCUUUGGCAGCGCAAAAUCCGCGUUUGAUGCCGCCUACACCAUUGCAGAAACAUACAAUACCCCCGUCGACAUGAUCAUUCGCGCAUCUGGCCACGGGCCCAUAUGGAUGUGUCCCGCAUUGGUCACACCAUUGAAGAAAUUCCUCGAAAAGCUCAUGACGGUUCGAUUAUUGACUUGGUUCAGUCCUUGCAUUUGGGGUAAUGCAGAUGGAUACGUCGGCGUUCGGUCUCUCUUACACUCGACGUGGAUAGGCAGGAAGAUCGUGGAUGCGUUUUGGGCAGUGAUUGGGAAUGAUGUAAAGACUCUAAACAAGUACGAUUCGCAUCCGGAGACCGCAAAAUUGAAACCGUGGGUUGAGCCGUUGUGGGUUGCGUCGGGGUUGAGUAUACUUAAUUACAGUCGGAACUUUUUCGACUUGGUGCGAGAGGGGAAAGUGAGGGUUCACGUUGCGGAUGUGAAGGAGUUGUCGGAGGGUAAGGUGCACCUCUCGACGGGCGAUGUACUGGCUUCCGAUGGGAUUGUGUGCUGUACAGGAUGGAGGACGACACCUAGCAUCAACUUCCCUCCAGAUACUCAAAGCGAACUGGGAUUGCCAACAGCAAACGACCCCUUGCCACCUUUCCUAAUCCAAAAAGCCGACGAGCACAUCCUGCGCCAACUACCGCGUCUCAAAAACCAGCCCACCUUCAACACCAAAUACCGGCCCAUGAUCCAAGAAACACCUGCAGAGACAGGAGGAGCACAUCCCACUCGUCUCUACCGCUUCCUCAUCCCUUGCACACCACACCUCUCCUCGUCCCACUCAAUCGCAUUUCUAGGAAUGGCCACAACAGCCUCUACAAUGCUCAUAACCCAAGCUCAAGCCCUAUGGAUAGCAGCGUACUUCUACCACCCCACAUAUCUGAGCUUGCCACAAGAAACAACAGAAGUGCAAUGGUCAACGGCUCUGCAUACGCAAUACUGUAAAUGGCGCUAUGGUGUAGGCGGGCAUGGCAACCGGAGACCGGAUUUUGUGUUUGAUGCUAUGCCGUAUAUUGAUUUGUUGCUCAAGGAUUUGGGGAUGAGGACGAAGAGGAAAGACACAAAACUGAAGGAGUGGGUGGAGGCGUAUGGGGUGGAGGAUUAUAGGGGGUUGGUGGAGGAGUUUGCGGAGAUGAUGGAGGUGAAUAAGGAUAUUUAA